Messenger RNA from Nyctereutes procyonoides (raccoon dog), 5687 nucleotides. It is a transcript of the gene ASPNAT, whose product is annotated as N-acetyltransferase 8 like. Gene Ontology annotation, cellular component: mitochondrial membrane. Gene Ontology annotation, molecular function: L-aspartate N-acetyltransferase activity. The record is from RefSeq and is a predicted model, not a curated record. The transcript has 3 exons. The coding region runs from base 96 to 1004 and encodes 302 amino acids. Lineage: Eukaryota; Metazoa; Chordata; Mammalia; Carnivora; Canidae.
GCGGGUCCGAGGGCGCCGCGCCCUUGCCCUGGGCCCGGGCUGUGCCCGCCCGCAGCCCGGCCCGCGUCCCCGCGCUGCGCCGCCCGGCCGGGUGCAUGCAUUGUGGGCCUCCCGACAUGGUCUGCGAGACGAAGAUCGUGGCCGCCGAGGACCAUGAGGCGCUGCCGGGGGCCAAGAAGGACGCGCUGCUCGCCGCCGCCGGCGCCAUGUGGCCCCCGCUGCCAGCCGCGCCCGGGCCGGCCGCCGCGCCCCCCGCGCCCCCGCCCGUGCCGGGUCCCCAGCCCCGCGGCAGCGCGGGGGGCGCGGGCCCGCCGGGGGGGCGCGGCGUGUACAUCCGCGAGUUCCGCGCGGCCGAGCAGGAGGCGGCGCGCCGCAUCUUCUACGACGGCAUCAUGGAGCGCAUCCCCAACACGGCCUUCCGAGGCCUGCGGCAGCACCCGCGCACGCAGCUGCUCUACGCCCUGCUGGCCGUGCUCUGUUUUGCCCUGACCCGCUCGCUGCUGCUGACGUGCCUGGUGCCGGCAGGGCUGCUGGGCCUGCGCUAUUACUACAGCCGGAAGGUGGUCCUGGCCUACCUGGACUGCGCUCUGCACACGGACAUGGCUGACAUCGAGCAGUACUACAUGAAGCCGCCGGGCUCCUGCUUCUGGGUGGCCGUGCUGGAUGGCAACGUGGUGGGCAUCGUGGCGGCGCGGGCCCACGAGGCAGACAACACAGUGGAGCUGCUGCGCAUGUCCGUGGACUCGCGUUUCCGUGGCAAGGGCAUCGCCAAGGCACUGGGCCGCAAGGUGCUGGAGUUCGCUCUGGUGCACAACUACUCCGCGGUGGUGUUGGGCACGACGGCCGUCAAGGUGGCCGCACACAAGCUCUACGAGUCGCUGGGCUUCAGACACAUGGGCUCAAGUGACCACUACGUGCUGCCUGGCAUGACCCUGUCGUUGGCUGAGCGCCUCUUCUUCCAGGUCCGCUACCACCGCUACCGCCUGCAGCUGCGCGAGGAGUGACCACUGCCCACCUGCCUGCCCACCUGCCGCCCUGGCCGCCCCAUCCGCCUGUGCCCGCCUGCCCACCGCCCAGACCCGCUUUCAGACGCUCACCUUGGCGUUUGUGUUGGGUUUUUCCUUUUCAACAUCACGCGGUUCUCUGGCUGGUUCUCCAGGGGGUGUGGGGCUGUUGCUCAUCUGUGACACUUUGGGGGCUAGAUUGUUUGCAGCCACGGCCCCUCGCCCUCCCCAGCCUGCUGGGGCUGCGUCCUGAAGAGUGACAGCAUGGACCACCACGUGCCCACUCAGCUGCUCAGCCUGCUCGAGGGGCCUCUUCCAGCCCAACGCUGUCGGGGCAGGCCUAGCCUGGCCCACCAAGCACAGAACCUCUGCACCACGGCCCCUGCCCAGCAGACCCCUGGCCGCCAGCCAGGCAAUGGCUCAGCUGUCAGUCCCCAGGAGGUGUGGCCUGCUGGGCUGGCCAGCUACUGCCCCAUGGGGCACCGAGCUGGCCAUGGGCCCCGCUUUGCUCCGUGCAUGCUGAGGACAUGGCCUGGCUGCAGCAUGCCGCAUGCCCACAGCCUCCUGCCCUGCUGCCCGCUCAGACUGGGCCUAGACUGGUGAGCACCCCCUGCCCAGCCUUGGAGCUAGCCUGAGCUAGAGCUAGCCCUGGCAGCCCACCUGCUCUCUGGAGGGCUUGCCUGUCUCUCACCAUCCCUUCCUCCGCCCGGCCCAGCUUUGCUUUGACAUUGAGUCAUGUUUCUUUCCUUUUGGUCUCUGUCCCUCCUCUGCCCCGGCUUUGCUGAUUGGCAUCAUCACCCAGGUGUGGUUCCCAUAGCAACCUGUUGCACAGCCUGGUCAGGGUCCUACAGGAGAGCAGAGGGGAGACAGUCAUGCAGUCGCCUGUCCCCAGUGCCAGCUAGAUGAUGGUGGCCUCUCCCAGACCUCCCCGAGGACCACUCUGCCUAGCGGCUGAUGGGCUCUGCCCUGUGAAUCGUACUAAGCCAGGCCGCUGCCAACACCACUGAGCCCACAGCUUCUCCCAGCCUGAAACCGACCUAUUUUUUUAAUAAGUUAUUUAGACAGAAUAGCACUCUGCAUGACUUUAAUUCUUGGGACAAAAUGGUAGUUUAUACCUUAACAUACACACACAUACACACAUACCUGUGUGGUCUAGAAUAUGCACUAUUUCUGGCCCAGUUUGGUGGGGGCGGGUGGCUGGGUGGGUGGAAGGUUUCAGAUUUUGAGAUCUAGAGGGAGACCCUGAUUUAGCAUUCUUUCCCCCAAAAGAGCAUUCCUGGGUUGUGAGGAGGCUCUGGGGAGCCCUUGUCCAGCCUUGACUUGUGCGACUGAGGCCAGGGGUGGCAGCAGAUUCCCUGCUGCCUUUGGGAGGGAUGAGUGCUGUCUACUUUGGCUUGGGGGUAGGGGUGGCCUGGCUGUGCCCCCAGCCUCUCCUUCCUGAGGUGGGAGGCAGCUGGCAGAAGUAGGGUGGCCUGGACAGUGGGGGGACAGGAGGGUUGGCAGUGCCCACAGGUCCAGCUUGGAGUCCUGGGCCCAGCUACAGUGGUAGGAAGGCCGUAAUGCCCACAGAGGCCCCUCUGUUUUGGGAGCUGGGAGGGAGGAGGCAUGGUGGGCCAUGGGUCUGGGUCCCACAUAUGGGAUGCGGAAGGGAUGUUCUUGAAAAGGCACUUGGGAAACGAGCAGAUGAGUGAAAUAAGCCCAGUUUGCCGAGGGGCCUUUUGUGCUGUCAGCAGUUGGGAUAUUUGCAGAACAUUGUAUAGCCCCCACUCUCCCCUGUACAUUUCUCCCUGGUGGCGUCCCGUCCCUGCUUGGGGACAGGAGUUUUGUAGACUGUACAGAAAUCGGCACCCUAUUUUCUUGCAGCUCUCAGAUUUUGUUAAUCUGGAUUAUACAGACAGACGUAAAGUGUUUUAGCAAAAUGGAAAACAAACAGUUGUGCCUUUUUCCUCUUUUUGUUUGGUUUGGUUUCGGCUUGGGGCGGCCUUAGUCGGUGUGGGGACUGCGGGGGCUGUGGCUGGCCUGAGGCCUGGCUGGGCAGGAGGGGCAGGUAGGGGCUGCGCGGGGUCAGCACAGUGGGCUGUGUCCUGUCAGUGGUAGCUUGGGGACACCACCGGCUUCUGUUGAUCCUGUGCCUUUGGAGCCCCUGGUCCCUGGUGUGGGGAAACAUGGGUGGGGGCCGUUGGAGCCCACUGGGGGUGUGGCAGAGCCUGGGGCUCCGGAGCGGCCAGUGUCUGCUGGACAUGGACCAAAGCAUGUCACCAGGGCUGCUCCCCGAGAUGUAUGGCCCUCUCCUGUCCUGCUGGGGUCCAUGUAGGGUAUGGGCUUGGUGGGCUGCAGCGUCUCCCCCAGUUGGAUGGCUGGACUAGUGACAGAGGGUAGUGACACUGGCUGGAUUCUGCACCUUUCUUUACUGCCCUUUUGUUGCUGCCAAGACUUAGGAGAGAGGUCAGGAGGGGUGUGCCAGGGUGGCUAUGUGUCUGGAGCCCUGCUGCCCCACCACUGAAGUGGCCAGGGACUCUUGUGUGCUCACCAGCUGGGUGUACCCUGUAUGUGGGACAGGGCCCUUGCCUGGCUGGUGUGCAGCUAUACGGGCCCCUGAGGAUCACAGGGGAGCAGAUCUCCCAUCCUUCCCUGGGCCAGAGGCUGGCACACUAGUGGGAGAUGCCCAUCCCUGGCUGGGCAUGUCCCUCUAGCCUGGGAGCUAACUCCUCCACAAACGUGCACUGACAUGUGAAUUUUAUACAUUUGUAGAAAUUCUGACGUUACUACUUCUACCUCUGUGAAGCACCCCUGGGGUUCUGCUCAGUGAUGUGUCUGGGCAGCUCCCUGCAUUGUCAGGCCCUGGGACCCGACCCCUCUCUGCUGGCCUCCUGGGCUACCCCUGGUGGCUGCGGCCAAGGCCCAGGGAAAGCCAGCCCCCAGGCAUGCUCAGGAGAUAGGGCUCCCAGGACUUUUGGAAGCCUCUAGUUUUGGCCUGGAAAUCAGGAGAUGGAGUGUUCCGGAGCGUCUUCAUUAGAUGAGCCUGGAAUGCAAACCCAAUGGGCAGCUCCUGGCAGUGGGACACAGGGCAGCUGAGGGUUCUAGCACCUCCGGAUGGUUCAGUGCCACCAGAGUCCUAGCAUGUGGCUGGUGGGUUGUCCCUGAGACAGCUUCCAAUGCCCAGGUAUGGGGUCUGCAGAGAGCUGGUCCCUGAGGGUGGUGGUCAGAGCGAGUCGUCUGCGUGUACAGAGCCAUAUGGAGGCCCAUGGUGACUGCUCACCUUUCACCUGGACCCAUGUCUAGCCUGGCCUCCUGUUGCUGCCCUUGGGUGGAUGGGGCAGAAAGAUGGGGCCAGCCUGCCUCCAGGAAGUGGAGGGUUGGCCCUGGGAGAAGGCUUGAGUUAGGAGUCCCUACAAGUGGGCUGAGGCCACGAGGUCCCUGGGCAGCUCUCAUCCUUCCCUGAGCAUCCUUCCUCUGAGAAGGCCCUAAGAGGGUCCAGGCUGGGUGAUGCUCCUCAGAGGGCUUCCUUGGGAGUCUUAAGUGCUUGGGAGGCUCUUUGGGCCCCAAGGAGUCAUGCUGGCAGGUGAAUGCUGGCCCCUGCCUGCCCCUGCCUGCCCUGGCGGUGGCUGGCAUAUGUGGCCUUGAGCCUUGGCCCUUGCUGAGCCGGGGCCAGGGCCGAGCAGCAUCCUAGGGAGCUACCCUCCUGUCAGUGUCCAGGGACUGGCUGGACGGUGGCCUCUGAGCCUGAGGGGAGGCCCACCACCCCUCCCCAGCCAGGUGGGUGGCACUGAUCUGUGUAUGAAGCUGCUUCUGUGAGUCUGUCUUGGCCUCGGCCUGCACUCCCAUGCUGGUGGUCCUGCAGCUGAGGCUUUUGGGGCUUGUGUUCUGGGCUGGCUGCGGGGCAGAUCCUGGAAUGCUUGCUCUCUGGUGCCGAUGAUGUGUGUCCAACGGUGGUGUGAGUGGGGCAGCCCAGGGCCUGGGGAGGAGGAGGAGGAGCCCCAACCUGCCAUUGUUGGAUGCAUUUUUCUUUUAACAGCAAUAAUUAGCCAUUUUGAGGAAGGGGUGUGUUUGUGUGUGUGCCUGCCUAUGUGUGUGCACACACGUGUAUGUAUGUGUGUCUGUGUGUACACUGCCUAUGCACAUGUGUACACACACACAUGCAUGAGCACACACACACCUGUGCCUGUGUGCACACACAUGCAAGUGCGUGGUGACGGGGGAACCUGGUGGCCGAAGACCUCCUGCUCCAGCCCGGAGAGGCCGGCCCUAAGCCCCAUGCCAAGAUGCAGGGUCCUUGUGGGCGGCCUCAUCCCAGGCCUGCCCCCGGCCCCAGCAGACCUCGAACAUAAGGCCACCUCCUCUGUCUGGGGGACGGGGCUGUGAGACCCAGGGAGCCUCCGCCUGGGUCUCUGGGUGUGUAGGAGGACGGCAGGGGUGGAUGCUCAGAGGCAGAGUCUCCUUGCUUAGGCUGUUUGACCACGGCUGCUGUGGAUGCUGUCUCCGGGCGAGCAGAGCCCAGAUUGGUGGCCGGUGUCACUUCUGUGGCUCACUGUUUAUGAACCCACAACCAUGGCAAUGGUCCUGAGACCCUAGGAUGUGCCGAAACAGCCCUGGAAAGGGCCCUGCAGGGGCGAGGGAAAUGGGCUACAGGGCCAGGGGUUGGGUGGGGUCCCAGGCAUCCUGUGGGGUGUGAGCAGCGGGAGG